GGCCUCAACUUCAAAGCCGACCCAUUACGGGGCGAAGAAUUAAUCCAAAGUGACGAAAGCAAAAAAAUAGGAGGUAUAAAGUCUAGAUUGUAAUCAGACAAUCAGUGAUCCUGCAUUCCUGAAUCCAAUUGGAACUUUCCAACCCUCUGAAAUACUAAGUAUGUUUCGGAUAAUCAGUUAUUCAAAUCUGAUAGUAGACUGAAGUUGGAGCAACAAGCAUGGAAGAGACCGCCUCGGAGUUCACAAAACAAUUUCAUACGGCCAGACACACCAAAUAGGAAGCCUAGGCACAAGAUCUAAUUCACUUUCGAGUUUUAGUCUGCCACGAAGUUUCUAGUAGGCUCACGAGGAGCUUCACCUAAGGUAUCUUAAACACCAUUUUCCAGAAAGAUCUACCUACCAAGCGAUCAUUGUGAAAAGAAAUUCCAACGUCAUCCCUUGUGUAAGAAAAUAAUUGGGAUUCUAAUUGAAAUGGGCUUUGUUCCAAGACAGCCGAUGGCGUCGAUCUAAAAUGUGGCAGAGUUGCAUUGGCCAUAUCACUCUCACUUUUCAUGCAGCAUGAUGCCCACGAAUUAAAUGGAAAAAAUGAUGCAACUAAGGUUCAAGAGACUUCAGAGUUACUCCUUACGGAAAAAGCACAAAUAUCGUGUUACAUGCAGGACAAGGCCGGACCAGGAUUCCAACUGGCGACUAUGAAACUCGGAUCACCGAAAAGCUUACAAAAUUCUUUGCAAAAGUCGGCUCGCCAGAUUCUAUGACCCAGCGUCGACUGAUCCUAUCAUGGAAGAACUGGUCAGUCUAUCAUAUGAUUGCCGCUCUCAAAAUCAUGGCUUCAAAAGAGAUACUACGCCGAAAACUGCGAUUGGGAGUUGUGACGUCACAACAUCCUUCUGCAAAAGAAAGGUCUAUGUCAGCUGCAGCGAUGAUAGUGGACAGCAAUGCUGAUGAUACCAGCCCUGUCGUUUGGGUCCAUAACAAUAGGUUGGGCUCAGGUGAGGAGAGCAAUGGUGCAAUUCAACAAAGCGUUCAUUGGCAGGUGUUUGGCCCUCAAAAUGAUUUGAGCGGUCCUAUGGAAGUCAAGCGAUGGGGAAUAGUUCGUCCGGUGGAAGAGUGCCAGGUCAAACCCCAGAAGGGGACUAAUCCAACACACUUUAUCCACCACGAUACAUCACAUCACUAUUCAAUAUCUGAAACUCCUAUCAUCAGAACAGAUGGCAGUAUCUUCAAAUUACUAAGGACUUUUUAAUUGGCCCGCAUGCUGAUGUCAGACCGAGGACAUAUUCCUGCGAUGAUUGUUCGUUCCAAAUCCACGCAGUCAUCCCUCCAGUCCUGAAGUUACACAAUCAUUUAUGGGAAAAUGAUGGUGAUUCACUAAGUAAUUCCGGUUCCGAACAUCCUCAUUGGAAUGAUGAAGAUCCGAGCAAUGAGCCUCCAAUUGGAAUGAAAGGAUACGCUUUAGCCUUCCAUGCUGCCUCGUUCACAAGAAAAAGGGGACCUGCAGGCCAUCUUACGAGGUUUUGUAGAUCGUUUAUGAAUGAUGACACGCUGAGCGAAUGGAGGAAGAGGCAAUGAUAUGGAAAGCUAUCUUGUAGUGAAUGUAUUGAAAAAGACAAGGAAUGCAAGUAUUCCGAGCAUCACUACCAGAACCGAGAGGUGGAGAUAAUGACUGCCAAAAGUCUCGUUCACAAAUAUCUGGAAACAUAUUCAAGCACACCCCCUCUGAGUGUAGCACCACUAUCGUUGACUGAAUUAAAGUCCAUUGGCCCCCUGCGUCAAUUUGUCAAAUUGACAUUGAGCCGAGCUAUGAACAUUGCUUAGUGAUCACAGUUGCUUAAGUACUUCUAAUGAGAAUAAAUGAUUUGACUUUGACUCACAUAUCUCUUUAGAAGAAAUUCUACAGCAAGCUUUCAAAAGCAAGAUGAACUCCUUGCGGCGGCCCCAGCUAUGGCGGGCAAAUGUAAACGCUUUUUACUGAAAAACUCACCAUCACAUCGGCCUGAUUCUCUAAUUCCAGUUCCUAAAAGUUUUAGACAAGACCCACAACGCAAUACCCACGUUGCAAUGACAAGGCAGGGUACUUUGGCGGUCCCCACCACACUUGGUUCUCUUGGUUUCCAUGAGUGCUUGGAGUAUCUUCUGUUAUUUAUACAAAUCUUUAGUACGGAAGGCUUACGCAGGCCGAAUAGCACUGAUAUGCCUGUUGAGAUACCCAUCCUCUUAUCUGGCAUCGCAGGCUUUCAGUUAACAUUAAGGGGCUUGGGGUUCGCACUCUCUAUAAGGUGGCUUCUAUAGGAUUCUUUUGGGUCACAAUACGAGUGAGGCGGUUGCUGGUAGACCAUUAACACCACCACUUGUGGACCGAGUGUUUCUUGUAUUUUGCGUGAAACCUGAUCUAGGGGAAGGAAAUGCCAUCUUUAUCAUAUCAAAAGGGAUAAAGCAAGCCGGAAGACUUUACAGCUCUUAUAAUGAAGUACUUUCAUAGUCAUGCGAGUAUGUUAAUGUGAAUUUCUGACUUCGCUUCUUCCAAAAUAAAAUUUCUUCCUCGUGUCAAAAGACAGCGCGCAUGCUCCAGCAUGGCCUCCCAUUAAACGCAAGAUUUGAGAUCACAAUGAUGGGAUUGAUUUCAUUUUGAAGAAGGUGCGUGCAUGAUAAAAAGCGGCCGCAUUCGAAAAUACACGUUGAGAAUACUCAGCCAACUCAUCUGGAGUUGUAUCAGUGAACUCACUGGAGGCAUUGCGGGGACAUUUUGUAAAGAAGCGAUUGAUGUGGUGUUCAAAAGGAUCGUUAGCAAUAGAUCCAAAUACAUCCAACGACUUCUGGUCAGUUAUCAAAAUGUAAUUAAAACA
This is a messenger RNA of Botrytis cinerea B05.10, 2846 nucleotides long. RefSeq lists its product as hypothetical. NCBI's taxonomy places the organism in Eukaryota, Fungi, Ascomycota, Leotiomycetes, Helotiales, Sclerotiniaceae. The coding region runs from base 755 to 1246 and encodes 163 amino acids. The record is from RefSeq and is a predicted model, not a curated record. The transcript has 5 exons.